AUGUGGCUGAAGCUCUGUAUUCUACUCAUUUAUUCUAUAAGUAACAUUGCUGCUCUUAACUGUACUCAAAUUCAAGACAACCAAAUUUAUGAGGGAAGUGAAAUUCAUAUUCCAGGAGGGAAUGGCGAUCUACAAUCGAUACCAGCUAAUUUUCACUGCAUAACCGUUCCUCGAGACUCCGCCUACAAACUAUAUGCAAGUGUAGAGUUGAAAAAUGGUAUCAGAGGAGUCAAUGACUAUAUUAUUGUCACUGAAGAAAGUGGAAACCGAAUAAGAAUGAAUAAUCGAACUGGAAUCGGAGGGAACCCUUAUAGACAUAUAGUAACUCCUGGAAGUGAGAUGACGAUUGAAGUGGUUACGAAGAGUGUAUUCAUGAACACAAAGAUGGCAAUCAGUGUGUAUUAUCGAGCGUACUGCAAACAACUUCCGGACUCGGAUGUCUCAGACGGUCAAAGUAUUUCUAUCCCGGGAAAUUCUUUACAACCAAUACCUACCCUCUACUCGUGUACUUACUUGAUAGCAGCUCCAACCAGCCCUACAACAGGGCUAUACGCUAAUGUGACACUGAUAAGCAACAUGAAUGGAUUUCAGGAUAAAAUUAUAGUGACAGAUAUAACAGGUGCCGACGAUUGGGACCGUGAUAUAAAUUAUUAUAAUUACAUUGUUAUACCUGGAUCUUCAAUGUCGUUUCAAAUUAAAACUGGGGAAUUGUUCAUGGGUUCGAUGUUUUUGAUCAGAGUGGAGUGGCAUGAAGUGAACAUUGGCCCGACUAAACCGAUGAUUCGAGAUGAAAUUAAUUAUGUCGACCUGGCGCUAUUGAAAGAUGAUACCAGCGUGUUCAAUUCAGUGACAUUCUCGGCGAAUGAACAGCUCGUUGUAAAUGACGUCACCUACAAUAUUUCUGCUUGGAUUGAUUUUCUAAAUUGUUUUGUGAUUGAUGGGAAUAUCACAGAUCAAAAGAGAGUAUUUACAUUCAAAAACUUCAAUUCCUUUUAUUUCGAGUCAGAAUCUAAUUACAUGACGUUUGUAAUGUUUAGCAAGGGGACCAACGCAUUUGUUCUGAAUUUAUUGUCGGUUGCCAGAGAGGUAUAG
Caenorhabditis remanei is the source of this 1092-nucleotide messenger RNA. RefSeq lists its product as uncharacterized. Gene Ontology annotation, biological process: innate immune response. The record is from RefSeq and is a predicted model, not a curated record. Lineage: Eukaryota; Metazoa; Nematoda; Chromadorea; Rhabditida; Rhabditidae. Bases 1 to 1092 code for a protein of 363 amino acids. The transcript is spliced from 8 exons. Gene Ontology annotation, cellular component: membrane raft.